UGCCUCUCCACGGCUGGGCACUACUACUACUAUUAUACUACUGCACUGGUACUGGCAGGGAGCGUCGACCAAAUGCUGCAACAACAACAUUGUAGUAUACCUACGUUGUCACCACUUCGCGGCGAUGCUCUUGGAGAUUAUCUGAUAAGAUGUUCGCAACGCCGGAGCUCAACGGACCUUGGAUUGGCCAAUGGCAGGCUGCUUAUUAUCGCCCCACGUCAUGAACGGGCAAGGCUCAAGUUUGGAAAAACAAACCAUAGAUGUGUGUCAAAAUAUUCCUCCUGGGUCGAGGGCAACACAAAGGAAGAUCCAGAGACGCCAGCAGCCUAGACCACCACACCUGAGCCCAGUAUGAGUCUCUCCAAACUCGCAGAAUUCGGUACUCGCCAUGUUGCUCGAGGAAUCGGGCGACUGGCGACCGAGGUGAUUGAAAGCGGCUCUGGGAGCUAUGUGACGAUGGCGAGUGGGCGGAAGAUGCUCGAUUUCACUUGCGGAAUUGGUGUCGCCAACUUGGGCCAUUGUCAUCCCGCUGUGACCAAGGCUGCUCAAACGCAAGUCGGCAAGAUGGUGCAUGCGCAGGUCAACAUUGCAUUCCAAAAACCAUACCUGGAUCUCAUCAAAUCUCUUUUACCGCUCAUGCCGCACAAGUCUCUGGACACGUUCUUCUUCUGGAACUCGGGCUCGGAGGCCGUCGAAGCAGCAGUCAAGCUUGCUCGACACGCGACCAAGAAACCCAACAUCAUCGUGAUGCAAGGCUCUUAUCACGGACGAACAUUCGGGACCAUGGCCAUGACACGAUCCAAGACCAUCUACAGCGAGAACUACUCGCCGCUCAUGCCCGGAGUAUUUGCCGUUCCUUUCCCCUACUGUGCACAAUGUUCGAUCGCAAAGCGCUGCGACGGCAAGUACAACGCUGAAAACUGCUGCAUGGAUCCUGUGGAGCAGUUGGAGCUCCUUCUUAAGCGCGAAACCGCACCGUCAGACACGGCCGCAAUCUUCAUCGAGCCUGUCCUUGGAGAAGGCGGCUACGUGCCGGUGGUCCCGGCGUACCUGAAGCGUGUUCGAGAGAUCUGUGAUAGACACAACAUUCUGCUUGUGGCAGACGAAGUUCAGUCUGGGUUUGGUCGAACCGGCAAGAUGUUUGCCAUCGAGCACUAUGGCGUCCGGCCGGAUAUCAUGGUUAUGGCAAAAGGCAUUGCAAACGGCUUCCCAUUGUCCGGAAUUGUCUCGAGAAAGGAACUCAUGGACACGCAAAAGCCUGGUUCCAUGGGCGGCACGUACGCCGGCAAUGCUGUUUCGUGCGCAGCAGGCGUCGCUGUUGCUCAAGCCUUCAAGGAUGAAAAGAUUCUCGACAACGUCAAUGCGAGAGGCAAGGAGAUGAUGGAUAUGCUGAAAAAGGCCAAAUCCGACUUCCCCCAUAUGAUCCACGACGUCAGAGGAUUGGGCUUGAUGCUGGCUUGUGAGUUCGUGGGCGGCAAAAACUUUGCAUCCAAAGUGCAGGCCAAAUGCAUGGAGCAGGAUAUGCUCGUUCUGACCACCUCGAUUUAUGACACUCUGCGAUUCAUUCCGCCUUUGAACAUCUCGCAGGAGGAUAUGGCCAAGGGCUGCGGCAUCAUUCGCCAGGCUAUCGAGGAGGUAGCGGCCGGCGAGAAGCCUGCAGAGACCGGAACCAAAGGCCAAGCGCCUGAAUAAACGCUUCAGUCGAGAGGCGCCGGUUGUAGAUGUCCUUGUUUGGGUGGGCCGGGAAGAUAUUACCUCAGGACAAAGGUCGCUGCGUUAUAUACGAGUUGGACCGGUGCAGCAUUCUGUACUACUAGGUGUAGUGGGAACCGAAGCGACAUCGGGGUGUUGACAUGCUGGAGCUCUUGCAGUGGUCCAGCACCCCUCUAGUGUCUGUUCCCCAACUGGACUCGUUAGUACAGUACCAGCUACAUAUAAUGUCCCUUGUACGUCGGUCCUCUGGCAUCGUCGGCACCAGAGGAACUGGGAUUUUUGCUUAGCAGAUCAAGAUACAUAUAAUCUCUUCCUGUAGUAAAUCUAUUUCAAAAUAUAUGCUGCCAAUGUAUGUUGUCGGAAUUGACUGCCUGAUACGACCACUUGACGGGAUUGAAC
Molecule: messenger RNA, 2112 nt
Organism: Exophiala dermatitidis NIH/UT8656
Lineage: Eukaryota; Fungi; Ascomycota; Eurotiomycetes; Chaetothyriales; Herpotrichiellaceae
Product: 4-aminobutyrate aminotransferase
Exons: 1
Coding region: 352-1692 (446 amino acids)
Molecular function (GO): identical protein binding; pyridoxal phosphate binding; transaminase activity
Source: RefSeq, a predicted model, not a curated record